GGAGGAGGAAACUGAACUCUUGUUUACAUUGACUUCGGACUGAAUAAAAGAGCAAAGCACAUUUUGUUUGAAAGCAGAUUAGUUUGAGUGGACGGAUUAACGACUAUUGUUCUCCUUUUCAUAUUCUGGAGGUCAAGAACAGUGGACCGUUUGAGGCGACAUGGAGUGCAGCGGGAAGGUGACGCCCAAGCUGAUGUUGGCUGUGGGUACAGCUGUGAUUGGCUCCCUGCAGUUUGGUUAUAACACGGGAGUUAUCAACGCACCUCAGAAUAUCAUUGAGAGCUUCUACAAUGAGACAUGGAUCAACAGGUUUUCAGAACCUAUUUCUCGGAGCACUUUAACAACUCUUUGGUCUUUUUCUGUGUCCAUCUUCUCUGUGGGAGGAAUGUUUGGCUCCUUCUCUGUCAGCCUUUUUGUCAAUCGCUUUGGCAGGAGGAACUCCAUGCUUAUGGCCAAUGUAUUAGCUAUCCUUGCUGCUGUCUUUAUGGGCUUCUGCAAACUGGCAACUUCCUUCGAGAUGCUCAUCAUUGGACGCUUUGUUGUGGGUUUGUACUCUGGUCUCUCUACGGGCUUUGUACCCAUGUAUGUUGAGGAAAUCUCUCCUACAUCUCUUCGUGGAGCAUUGGGCACUGUGCAUCAGCUCGGAGUCGUGAUUGGAAUCCUCAUGGCCCAGAUUUUGGGGAUUGAAUCUUUUUUGGGGAAUGCCUCCCUGUGGCCAUUCUUGCUGGGUUUCACUCUGCUGCCAGCCUUGUUACAGUGUGUUCUACUGCCAUUCUGUCCUGAGAGUCCCCGGUACCUCCUCAUUAACUGCAACGAAGAGAGCAAAGCCUGCAGCAUUUUAAUGAAGUUGCGGGGCACUGAAGAGGUGAAUAACGACAUACAGGACAUGAGGGAGGAGAGCCAGAAGAUGAUGAGGGAGAAAAAAGUGACUAUUGCUGAGCUGUUCCGGUCUCCCAUCUACCGCCAGCCGAUCUUCAUUGCCAUCAUGCUGCAGCUGUCACAGCAGUUGUCUGGCAUUAAUGCUGUAUUUUACUAUUCUACUGGGAUCUUUGAGCGAGCAGGUGUUUCCCAGCCUGUCUAUGCCACCGUUGGUGCUGGGGUGGUCAAUACUGCCUUCACUGUGGUUUCUCUAUUUGUGGUAGAGCAUGUGGGCAGACGUCCUCUUCAUCUUAUUGGUUUGAUGGGGAUGGCAGUUUCUGCAGUUUUUUUAACUGUUGCCAUGGCGUUGUUGGAUCAGCUCCAGUGGAUGUCUUAUGUAAGCAUUGUGGCCAUCUUCAGCUUUGUAGCCUUUUUUGAAAUUGGCCCCGGCCCUAUCCCGUGGUUCAUUGUAGCUGAGCUUUUCAGCCAGGGGCCUCGGCCGGCUGCUGUUGCAGUUGCUGGUUUCUGCAACUGGUCUGCCAACUUCUUAGUGGGGAUGAGUUUUCAAUAUGUUGAGCAACUCCUUGGUCCAUAUGUCUUCAUCAUCUUUACCUUUCUGCUACUCGACUUCUUCGUCUUCACAUACUUCAAGGUACCAGAGACAAAGGGUCGCACCUUUGAUGAGAUUGCAGCAGGUUUUUGGCAUUCCUCUGGUCAGGGGGCUGACAAGUAUUCAGCUCCAGAAGAAUUUAACACUCUCAAGGGGGAUGACCCUGAUUUGUAGAAACUGCCAAAUGUCAACAUGCAUCUGAGUAGUAAAAAGUCACACACUCAAAUUUAACUGCUCAAUGUAAUACCACUUGUUUAAUAUUCACAUUGUAAUUUAUAGAUUGAUAAUGUAACACAUGAUUGUGGCCUUAGUCUGUAGCACAAACUGCCAUAAUAGAGAAAAUAAUCUUAACAACACAUGAGGAACUAAACUGAAGGUGUUAUGUGGUGCAAAAGAAAAAGAUACAGGAAUUUAUAAUUUCACCAUCCAUCCAUCCAUCCAUCCCAUCCAUCCAUCCAUCCUGACACAGAUGGAUUGUUAGGAAAAAUAGCUAGUUAUCAUACUUUUCCUGGCUACUUAUUUGUCUACUCUUAUUCUUUUUGUUGUAUCUGAACUUCAAAUCACAUUAAUUUCAUUCAAGGUAAUGUUUAUUUUAUAGAUUUUCACAAAAUCGCGCAACAGUUAUAAUAAAAAAACAAAGAACAAAUUUCUUGUGUCUUGUGUCUUCUUGCAUCAGCCUAAAGUUUGUUUUGCAUUAGCUUCAUUUACUGUAUUUGCUGAAGUUAAUUAAUUACAUUUGUCAUUAUGUGUUUUGUAUCGUCUUCUGUUUUAAGCAGUUAAUGCUGUUUCUCUAUUAUAGGUUGUGAGAUACAAAGUUCAGGAUCUUUAAAUGUGUGUAUGUCUAAAUUAAUUACAUCAUGUCUCCUACAGUGUACAAACUUUUCUAUGUACAGUAUAUUUCUAUAUUUAACAUAAUAUUUAGUCAUAAAGAGGUGAAUGUUUUUGUAUUAAAAUGUAAUUCAACUUUACGUUGUGUGUAAUUUACCAUGUCUCACUGUGUAGUAGAAAAUAAAGAUUAAAAAUCCAGAAAA
Molecule: messenger RNA, 2499 nt
Organism: Girardinichthys multiradiatus
Lineage: Eukaryota; Metazoa; Chordata; Actinopteri; Cyprinodontiformes; Goodeidae
Product: solute carrier family 2, facilitated glucose transporter member 1-like
Exons: 10
Coding region: 161-1642 (493 amino acids)
Biological process (GO): monosaccharide transmembrane transport; response to insulin
Cellular component (GO): apical plasma membrane; basolateral plasma membrane
Molecular function (GO): hexose transmembrane transporter activity
Source: RefSeq, a predicted model, not a curated record